AUGAAGAUAGUAGAGAGAGCGCUCUUGCUUUCGUUCAUAGCCCGAAGACGAUUUACGAUAUGGACGAAUUCAGUAUUGCGAAUUGGAGCCAAAACAGAAUCCAUCCUCAAACAGCAGUGUCAAUUUGAAGAUCACCAGAUAGCAAACAUCGACUUGCUAGAUUUCCUGUUGGAUGUGGAUCCACUUGCUUCUAUAAGUACGGAGUUGAUGGAAAGAAUAAUUAAUGUGGAAAAAGAUGGUCUGCGUACGUUCAAGAACGUUAUAAUUCUCAGAGGUAUGCAAAGACUUUCAGCUAGCAGCCAGAAAUGCCUCUAUGAGUUUAUCAGCAUGAUUGACCAGUUUGACACUAACGAAUCACAGGGCAAUUGCACUGUCAAGUUCAACGACUAUGUUAUUCAAAAGCCUGAGCUUUUUGUGAUCAUCCCUAUCCUUGACGACAAGUUGUACCAUGACAAGCUACUUCAGUAUCUCAAGGAGAAAUUCUGGUUCUGUAUCCACCAGAAAGUAAACGUAGAUGAAGAGAUUGCUCCAAACUUCCAGAGUUGCUACGAAGAAAAUGUUAUUUUCUUGCGGGAUCAGGCUCUGAAAGUUCAUGUAGCUCCGGAUAUCAAACGAUAUAUCUAUUCACUCGUAGUACAUUCACGAAAUCACAGAUUGACAUCGUUGGCACCCCUACAAAGUCGUUUACUGACUCGGGCUAUCGAUGAAAUCCGUGACCUCUGUGUGGCUCUAGUAGCUGUUCAAAACUACAAUACAGAUGAGUUGUUUGUGACGCCAGAUCACGUCAAAGUUGCUAUGCGCAAAGUUGGAUAUUGGCUCUGUGAUUGGGAGUGCAAUCCUCUAUUCACACCACCUUCAAAACCUCAGAAGCAUCAGGGGUUCGAUGAGAGCGUGGAAUACCAAAAAAGAAUGGAAAUCAAAAUGUUGACUGGAGACUGGUAUGGAAGUGAUUACACGUAUGUAGAAAGGUAUAUUGAAAAGAUGCGGUCUGUCAAGGAUGAAAACUCUCCAACUGGGUAUACGAACCAGGUGAUAGAGGACGUGAUAGCGAAGGUGCACCCACCAAUUUAG
Scheffersomyces stipitis CBS 6054 is the source of this 1071-nucleotide messenger RNA. RefSeq lists its product as uncharacterized. The transcript has 2 exons. Lineage: Eukaryota; Fungi; Ascomycota; Pichiomycetes; Serinales; Debaryomycetaceae. The coding region runs from base 1 to 1071 and encodes 356 amino acids. The record is from RefSeq and is a predicted model, not a curated record.